CCCGGCACCGGCGCGUCCCCGCCGGCCCUCUCCCGCCGACCUCUGCGGUCGGCCCCGUCGCGUCGCCCCGGCUCCUCUCUCUCGGCGGACGCCCGGGCCCGGCCAUGGCGGACUUUGACGAGAUCUACGAGGAGGAGGAGGACGAGGAGCGGGCGCUGGAGGAGCAGCUCCUCAAGUACUCCCCCGACCCGGUGGUGGUGCGCGGCUCCGGCCAUGUCACCGUGUUUGGACUAAGCAACAAAUUUGAAGCAGAAUUUCCUUCAUCUUUAACUGGAAAGGUUGCACCUGAAGAAUUUAAAGCCAGCAUCAGUAGAGUUAACAGUUGUCUUAAGAAGAACCUUCCAGUUAAUGUACGAUGGCUACUAUGUGGAUGCCUUUGCUGCUGCUGCACUUUAGGUUGUAGUAUGUGGCCAGUUAUCUGCCUCAGUAAAAGAACACGAAGAUCGAUUGAGAAGUUAUUAGAAUGGGAAAACAAUAGGUUAUACCACAAGCUGUGCUUGCAUUGGAGACUAAGCAAAAGGAAAUGUGAAACGAAUAACAUGAUGGAAUAUGUCAUCCUUAUAGAAUUUUUACCAAAGACACCGAUUUUUCGACCAGAUUAGCAUUUGAUUUAUUUAUAGAGACUUAUUCAAGUAUGUUGUCUUUCCAAUGGUGCCUUGCUUGGUGCUCUCCUGGUGGUGACAUAGCAUUGGUUCUACAGAAUCUUGUGGUGUUUUCGUUCUUUUUUGGGUUUUUUUUUGUUUGUUUGUUUUGUUGUUUGUGUUUUGGUUCUUUUUUUUUAAAUAAGAGCAUGUUCUAAGUGCAUUUGGUCAAACUGCAAAGUAAUUUCAUGCAAAUGUUAACUACUACUUAAGUUAUUACUUUUACUACUUCUGUUUGUUAAUGUAUCUUGAUUUUCAAAGAGUCUUUUAUAUGUGCGCGCGUGCGUGUGUGUACAUAUAUAUAUUACUAUAAAUACACAGCUGAAAAUGGUAUACAAGUGAGCAGGUAUUUUUUUAUCCCCAAAUGACACAACUAGUUGACUGUACAUUGUCUAAGUUCUUUUAAUCAUUCAUUUACAUGCUGAAGUACCUUCUGAGAUCUUCCUAAACUUUUGUCAGUGACUAGUCAAUUGUAAAUAUUUUUAUUUCUUUUUGGGAUAUUGGCUAGCCUCUUCCAACAAAAGAAGGAGAUAAAGUUCUUUCUGAAACUGUGCUUUUUCAAACCCAAAUGUCAUUGCAUUAGUAGAAAUCUCUGUGCUUUUCAUGAAGAAGUCCUGUCAGCUGGUUCUGAAAAAGUUCUUAUUUAAAGGUUAAAAAAAAAAAGCAGCACAAUAGAAUAAUUAUUUUACUCAGACUAGAAGAAUCACUGAGAGAAUUGUAUGCAUCUGGUUAGUAGAACUCAACAUCACAAAAAAAAAAAAAGUAUGGCAGUUUAUAAUGUAGCUGUUUUACUUCAGGCUAAUGCCAUGUAUCAGCUUUAUUCCUACUGUUUACCAGAUCCUGUACACAGGGGUGCAGAAGGACUUGUUUUACUAAAACUUACUGUCCAAGAGGACCUUUCAGGGUGGUUGGUUUUUUGUUUUGUUUUAAAGCCACAUAAGCAGAAAAAAGUUAUUGAAGAAACCUUGAACAGUACAGAUGCAGAUGCUGUGUAUUAAAAAUAAUCAAAGCAGGGUACACUGGGCAACAGUGUAAGUUUAAAUGUGUUAGAUAAUUAUUUAUUGCACCCUUGCUUCUGCUCAUUUUGGUUUACAAAGCUUAUUUUCUGCACAAGUGUAAGACUUUUUUAACUGGAUAUAUGAUGUAUGCUUGGGUCAGGCCAGUUGUAUUUUGUUUCUUCUACUUAUAUCUUAGUUGUACAUAUCUUCACACAUAGGUUUUUUUAAUUGCAACUCAAUCAUAUUUUUAAAUUUGCUUUAGGUAUCUAAAAUUACUGUACAUGAACAUUAAUGUAAGUUAAGAAUAUGUUCCUUGUACAGUUGUGGUAGCAAGCAAUAAUGUGAAUAUAUGAAAAAACAGGUAUACUCUGCUUAAUAUUUGUAUGAAUGAAAAGUUAAUACCACUACAAGAAUAAUCUUCUCUUUUUAAUCUUUUAAAUACAAGUUUUAUUUCAAGGUAAUACAUUACAGGUACCUUGAUGCUGUGAACUAUUUUUCUAUGUCUUCAAAAUAUUUAUUCUCUGUAAAAUAUUCUCUAGUGAGUAUUAUAUUCCUAAAUUGUUGAUAGUGGGAGUGGUCUAGAAAGUUUUAAGUUUUCUUAAAUCUAAGCCUUCUGUAUCUGUUCCCAAAACUCAUCCUUUGCUCAGCUUUUGUCUGUGGAUUCCUGCUGUUUACUUUGAAAAUAGCUCAGCUAUGCUUUUCAUACAAGCCUACAAAUGUGUUUCUCUGACUGAUGGAAUAUGAUUUUUAAUUAACAAGUACCAGUUUUGUGCUGCCUCAGUCUUCUGGGUCCCACAACUGUUUCUCUCUGAAGUAACUGGUUAUAAUUUUUUUAAAAUCAAUUUCAGCUUCUUUAGUGCAAAUCUGGGUCUGCAGCAGUCCUCCUCUCACCCAGAAGUAUUAGUUAUAAUCUCGGACCAGUUUCAGCCUGAGAGGGAGGCCAGAAGCCUAACAUUGAUGGCAGCUGAGGUUGUGGAGGUUGGAGGUGCAGGGGAGAGGCUGGAAUUGAACAGAAAUGAUAACUGGUGAUAAAUACUGAUGACCGGAAAUAUAUGUUGAUUUCUUCAAGUGUCAGUUUUCAAUAAAAUGAAUACUGAAUCAUACAAGGCCUAGAUUUUAUUAUCAAAAUUCUCAGUUGACUGUAUAGAUAGGUUUGUGUCAUGGAUGCAGUUUUCCACUGGUAGUUCAUUAGUGUGGAGGGGUAGGUUGGAUACGGCUUGUGAUAGGUUCAUAGCAGCACUCUAUUCAGUGUGAGCUAUUUGCCUUAGUUUACUACCCAAACUUCCCAUACCAUGUUCUGUGACACCACAACUACCUUGCCAGCAGCACCCAAACCUACCUACAGUAAAGCUAAUUUGAGCGCGAUGUGUGCUGAAACCAGAGCAGCGAAUAGAGUGUGGCUUACAUGUUUACAAAGAGUAUCUUGUUAGUAAAGCUUCCGCAUAAGCGGUAGUGCUGGUUAAGAUCUUGUCUACUUUUAGGUGCAUCUGCAGUCAUCUGCUUGGUUAGCAGGCAUUUCUGUAUUUUAACUAUGACUUUCUUUCUAAGAAUUAUAGUAUAGGGGUCCAAAGUAGAGCUCUGAGCAAAUAAAAAGUCAAAUCCCUUAGUAAGGAGGCCAGACUAAUUGCCUCUUAAAGUAUUUCUGAUAUUUCAUUAAAACAAUGUCUCUGACUUAAAAUACAACCGGAAAACUUGAGAAACUGCAUAUAUAUAUAUAUAUAUAUAAGUUUAGCUCAAAAGUGUUACUGUCCUGAUGAGGUAGUACACUCGCCUAGUAAGAAUGUUGUAAAACAUUUUCAUACAAUCCCUUUCGAUUCAUUAAUUACAAUGAUAGAAAUUGAACAUGGCAGGAACUUUAAUCAACUGUUUAAUGCCUGCAGCAGUCAUCAGGAUUUUCCUUUGAUGUUGUUUCUAAAAUACUAAAUCUAUUUAUUUUGUGUGCUAGUGAGAAGACAUAUAUUACCUUUUUUGUCCAGUUGGCAAAGAAUGACGUUGCAACAGUUGGAGCAGGCCAGAAGCUAUAGUAGGACUUCCAGGAUAUAGCCUACUCUUUGCUAGAAUAAAUAUUACAUUGUACUAACUUGUUCAGCUUCUUGCAACUCAGCAAUUCCUACAAAUAAUCUUAUCUAUUUCCAAUUUCCUUGAAUAGUAAGAGUUAGGUACCCACUUGAUAUUCAUCAUUUAACAAGUGAUGCUAAUUAUGUCUGUUUCACUUUUAGCCUGAAAGACUAAUGGUAAAGGCAUCAGUGACUCCCUGUGCAAGCUAAUUAUUAUUUUUAGACAUAGUGGCCUUUAACUGGGCAAUAAAGAUUUCUUUCUUACUGUAAUAUAAUAGAAAUAAUUUUUUUUUUAAUCUUUUAGUGAUAGGUAGAAAUAAGUCCUGAGGGAGAAAGGCUUUCUGUCUGACCCUACAUGAAGAAUUCUGUAGAGCUCAUCUGCUGUUAAAUAGCUAUGAUUUGAAGUUUAUACUGGGAUUGGCAAACUUCACCAGAAAUUGAAAUGUUUAUGGAGAUAGGUUACACGAAGUCAGUGAAUUUUUUGUAAUAGCUCAGUAAGAGUCACUUUAAUAAACUAUGUAAGCAAAUCCAAAAUUUCCCACAAUACUCAAACUCGAGUAGAUUGUAAAAACUUAUUAUAAUUUACAUCUAAGUACUGUAAACUCUAAAUCAAUUUGUUAAAUGAUACUUUUAAAUGAUGUAAAUCUCAAGACCAUGGUGUUUAAAUGUAAUAUUCUAUCUCUGAGAUACAUGCUUACUUUAAAGUCAGUUUUCAUUUUUUUUCUAAAAGUCAUUAUUUAGCCCUGAAGAUUGUAGGGAAGAGCUUUAAAAUGCAAUCUGUAACUGCUCAGAAGCCAGAAGGCAAAGAAAAAGAACUUGUCUUUAUUCCCUUCCCUCCACCCCCGACCCCAAAGUCUUAAUUUUAAAUCGGUCCGCUUGUUUUGGGAGCCCUAGCUUAUGGUUUUUGAGCAGCUGGCAAUAAUGCAAAUCGUCCACCAAAAAACCCCAUUUGAAUUCUGAACAAUUUAAAGAGAUCACUUUAAUUGAAGAGCAAAAGACUUGUUAAGCAAAGAAAAUCCCUAGUUCUUUUAAGUCCUCCCAGCACUGCUGUUGAGUAAUUAAGAGAAGGAUCAUGAUGACCCUACAUUAGGUCAAAAUCCAGAUGAUUUUAUGUAAAGGAAAUGCUCAAUUAGAGAGGUCUGAGAGCCCCAAAUGUCUUGGAUUCAUAGUAGCGACUUAUUAAGGGUAAGUGGCGCUGGCUAGUUUUGUAUCCGUGACUAAAAUCAUUUAUGUUGCUCUUCAGCAACCUUGCUUAUGAAAAGAAAGCAUUUUAGAAAUAAGAUCUGUGUUCAUCACCGCUAAUUUGCUGUAAUUUCUGUGCUUCUUCUCCCUAAAGCCACAUUGCAUUUCCAUCACAAACAGCUAAGUGUAUGAUCGUUAUAAUGCCUUUAAUAGCCAUAUUGCAGGUAGAAAUAUUAACUUCUCAGGGACUAAUAGGAAAUAUGAAAAUGGAGUUAAUGAGCUGAAUGCCUAUCUGCAUGAAGGCUUACUUUGCAAGCGGCACCCAAGAAAACUUCUGAUUGUAAUAUGCAUGACCAUUAUGAAUGUUAUCAAUAUACAGCUAUGAGAGCUCCCUUUAUCCUGUAUUAUUAGGCUGCUCAAUGUCAAAGUAUGUUGGAUAAGGAUGAAUGAAGGUUUUUUGCUGGUUUGGAUAGAGUGAUUAUUUCUAAUGGUGCUACCUUCUUAAUUCCUCUGUUUGUUCUUUGUAAAGUUCUCUCUGUAGGCUGGGUGAAUCAGGGGAUACUGGUGUAAUGAGAAAACAGUAUCAUUCUUAAGGAAGUAGAAAAAUUGCAAGGGGAGAAGUACUCUGGAAGCAAAAAAUUUCACCGCUGAAAACAUCAUGCAUUUAUUCUUCAUUAGUUACAGAUAUCCAUUUGGGUUGUUUUGUUGGUAACAGUAUUCUGCAGUUCAUUAAUUUUUGAACUUCCUCUUUUUGCACACCGAUAUUUCAGUCAGCGUGGGCUGAAUUAGAGACUAUUUUUGAAAAUUUUAAAAACAGGAAUCCUUGAAUGAAACUUCAUAUGUUGACACUUGUUGUGCUGGUGCGUGUAUCUCCACCACAUGACACCUGGGAAAUACAUCUUUUAUAAACUACGUUUUAUUGUUUUCAUGGAAGAUGUCCUUUUAAAAAAUUCUUCUGCUUCGUUUAGCUCAUUAAUAUUUCAUUAAGAUUUAUUUUCUUGAAAAAACAUUCAUAAAUGCUUGACUCCUCAGAAUACAACAGACCAUUAGGAAAGAUUUAGUGAGGCAAAAGAUGAAACAUAGGAAUUAGGAGAAGCAACACCUAAACAAUUGCAUUUGGGGAUUAGGUUUGGAAUUCUCUGAGUGUGAUGGAAAACAGUUUUGAACUGAAUGAAAUGGUGCUGAAUAAUGAAAGUUAAUUAAAAGCUAGCAAUCCAUUAUUUCAACAAUUAUGUAGACUGUCUUAAUUUCUAUUACAUUUUUUUAUUUUAACAAGUGUGUUAUUAAUUUAUUUUGGUUAUGCCCUAAUUGGUAGACAAUUCUGCUAUUAUGCAGAUUUUGAGGUAAGCUUCCUUCUAAACUCAGCAUCUCUUAGUUUAAAAUAUCCAGACCAAAACAGAAUCGCUGAUGAGAGCUGUGCAGCGAGUACAGAACAGUCUUUUCCUAAGCUGGAGCCUGUAAUGCAUGGCUAAUUGUUUCCAAAGAAAAUUCUUGACUUGUCCAGACAGCUCCUGUCAUGUGACAGUAUAUCUAAGGCCCAGGAGUAGGAUCCAGUUAGGAUAAUUUAAGUUCAGGUAAGUAAAAGAGACUUUUGUAGCUAGUUGUAGCUUUUAUGGAGAAGGGAACCAUUGACAAAUGCUCACUUUUGGAGGGCAGAUAGUAGAUUUUAUAAUGUUUAUUGAAACAUGCUUCCCCCCCAUUUAUAAUUUCAUCAUUGAACGUUACUUUGCCUGGUGUUGAAAACUAGACUUGGUACUCAGCUGAAGAUUUUUUUCUGUUACAGUGUUUUAGGUUUGUGAAUCCAUUUUUGAAAUCAUGUUUAGAAAUUUUUUGAAAAGUCAGAUAUCCUGAUGCAAUAUAACUGAUAUUUUUAGUGGCUGUAUGUUUAAACUGAUUUCGUUGUACCAACGUAAAUAUCUCACUCAUCCACUCUAAAUGUUUGUCUCUGAUCCUUCUGUGCUUGCACCAGGCUUUCUAACUUGUUAGGAUAUGCAGUGUACCUACUUGUUAAUAUUGUCAAUGGCAGUUUGGUCCAGUGAGAUAAUCAGGAAUGCAGAGUAGUUCCUGAUCUGAAAAGUGUAACUUGGAUUCUUGUUUCCGUAAAAGACUGAGUAUGGCAAUCAGAAUACGAAACUAAUUCCAAACAUACAUUUUAAAGAGAACAGUAAACUACAAAACAGUGCCUAAAUGUUGUGUGCUAAAUAAGUCCUGUGUAAUUCAUGUUGCUUUAAAAGAAUUUGCGGAGAAUUGCAUCAGAUUGUUUGUGCUUAGGAAAAACCUGUUAAACCUACAAAGCAGUAAUGGUAAAUAAGUCACUGAAAGGAUGUUAUCUUUCAAGAACGCAAACUUAAAAACCAACGUUUUGUACUGUGUUAAAAAUCCAUUUCAGGCAGAAAAUGUGUAAGCAGUAAUUUAACCUAGAAUUGGGUAUUAAGGAAGCUGCUAUUUAUAGAGAGACUUGACGGUAAUUUUGCCAGUUGGGCAUCUCUUCUCAUAAAGAGUUUAGAAAGAUAGGGUUGCUGCGAUUUCCACUAUUGUAACAUUCCUCUUCAAAUAUUUUAAGUCCGGGUGAGACUGAAAGCUUAGAGGCCAGUACUGUGUUCACAGUACGCACGGCUUUGGGAGGAGAAGAUAGGAAGAAAAGGACUUUUUUUUUAAGGCUGCACAAUUGUAUAUAUGCAUAUUUAAGAGUAUUUAACCAUGUCUGCUAAAUUACUGAAGUUAAUCUAUUGUUGAAUUAUAGAAUAUUAUUUAAUACAUCAGCAUUGUUUUUUCCUGACCUGACCCAGAAUUGGAAUGGACUCCAAUAUAAAUUUUUUUAAAGCAUUUCUUAAGUUGUAUGUAUUAUAAACUAAUAAAAUAAUUGUU
Gymnogyps californianus (California condor) is the source of this 7746-nucleotide messenger RNA. RefSeq names its product cysteine rich hydrophobic domain 2 (gene CHIC2). Bases 105 to 602 code for a protein of 165 amino acids. The transcript is spliced from 6 exons. Lineage: Eukaryota; Metazoa; Chordata; Aves; Accipitriformes; Cathartidae. The record is from RefSeq and is a predicted model, not a curated record.